Molecule: messenger RNA, 271 nt
Organism: Hymenoscyphus albidus
Lineage: Eukaryota; Fungi; Ascomycota; Leotiomycetes; Helotiales; Helotiaceae
Source: the annotation of a GenBank genome assembly
AUGGCUCAUGCUUUGCCGGAGUGCGAAGCUUUCAGACUGCCUUCACCAAGUUAUGAAUUGCAACGGUCGUUCGUACUACCAGUUCUGGUGGUCGCUGGGGUAUUGUCAGGAGCAAAAUUGUUUGAGACAGCCGAUGCGAAAGAAAGAUACACCAAGAGACGAUGAGCCUGUUGGACUUGUUUCAGAAGAUUGUUUCGAAGACCAGUAUGUCGCUGAGAAAUCGAAGGAGAAGAUAGAUGCCGAUUCCCAGGAAGCCGAACAGAUCGACUAG